GUUCUGACAACACACUGUCAUCCCAUUGACGCUUUCGAAUCUUGAGUUUUUUCGAUAAUCAAAAUCUUCUCGAUAAAAAGCAAUGUCUACAAUAGAAACUGUCGAAAAAUGCAUGCGACACAUAGCUCCUCAUGUGGAAAGUACAGAAACGAAGGUGACAGUGGUUGGCAUUGGAGCUGUUGGAAUGGGAGCUGUUAGUGCUCUCCUUACACAAGAAAUUUCCAAGAACAUUGUCUUAGUUGACAUGGAUGGUAGGAAGGUUGCUGGAGAAGUCUUAGAUCUUCAACAUGCUACACCAUUCCUGAGUAAUAGCCAAGUGUCUGGAGGUACGGAUUAUGCUCUCACCAAGAAUUCAAGAGUUUGCGUUGUAACAGCUGGCGUGAGACAACAAGAAGGUGAAAGUAGACUGAAUCUCGUACAGAGAAAUGUAGAAGUGUUCAAAAAAAUCAUACCUGCCUUGGCUGAACAUUCACCCAACUGCAUUCUAUUGAUUGUCAGUAAUCCUUGUGAUGUACUAACCUACGUAGCUUGGAAGCUCAGUGGUUUCCCUCCAGAAAGGGUAUUCGGAUCAGGAUGCGAUUUGGAUUCUGCCAGAUUCAGAGUCCUUUUAGCUCAGAAGUUCGGCAUUGCAGCCAACAGCGUUCAUGGCAACGUCAUAGGUGAACAUGGUGAUUCCAGCGUACCUGUUUGGUCUGGCGUUAACAUCGCAGGAUUAUUCAUCAAAGACAUCCAUCCUACAAUGGGUACUGAUUCGGAUCCUGAAAAAUUCGUAGAUAUUCAUAAAUCAGUCGUUCAAGGAGCUUAUGAUGUUAUUAAACUAAAAGGUUACACCUCUUGGGCAAUCGGUUAUGCUGUUGCCAAUAUAGUAAGAGAUAUUUUAGACAACGUUUACUCGAUUCAUAUGCUAAGUGUUAACGUUAAAGGAUUCUAUGAUAUCAAAGACGAUGUUUUCUUAUCACUGCCAACAGUUCUUGGAUCGAAAGGCAUAAACGAAAUCAUUUUACUAUCGCUAAGUGACGACGAAGUGAAGAAGAUACAGGAAUCAGCGAAGAUCUUAUGGGAUGUUCAAAAAGAUAUAGCUUUUUGAGAAUCUUGAUAUACUUAUUAUUUUUGAUUUUUCAUUUAUUUCUUGAAUAUACUCUUUCCAGUUCGAAAUC
Molecule: messenger RNA, 1157 nt
Organism: Coccinella septempunctata (seven-spotted ladybird)
Lineage: Eukaryota; Metazoa; Arthropoda; Insecta; Coleoptera; Coccinellidae
Product: L-lactate dehydrogenase B chain-like
Exons: 1
Coding region: 83-1087 (334 amino acids)
Biological process (GO): carboxylic acid metabolic process
Cellular component (GO): cytoplasm
Molecular function (GO): L-lactate dehydrogenase (NAD+) activity
Source: RefSeq, a predicted model, not a curated record